Messenger RNA from Salvia hispanica, 924 nucleotides. Its product is annotated as protein FAR1-RELATED SEQUENCE 5-like. The record is from RefSeq and is a predicted model, not a curated record. NCBI's taxonomy places the organism in Eukaryota, Viridiplantae, Streptophyta, Magnoliopsida, Lamiales, Lamiaceae.
AUGGAAGAAGUUACUAUUGUGCCUGAGUGUUCAGCAUCACUAAAACCUGUUGUGGGUCAGUGUUUCCAAUCACUUGAUUUUGCAAUUGCUUUUUACGAUGUGUAUGCUCGAGCAGUUGGUUUUGACACGCGCAAACAAGGAGUAAAAAAAGUAGAAGGUGUUACUAUUUGGCAGUAUAUUGUAUGCACUCGUCAAGGUAAGAAGAGGACAGAGGAGGAGGAUAUGGUGAACGCCAGACAUGGUUUCACGCUGAAAAGGAGACGUUUAUCCAACCGGUGCUGCUGCCCAGCGAAGAUAUCACUUCGUUAUUUCUCCGAAGGCGGACGUCCCGGAUAUAAGAUUCAUGAGUUUGUAGAGACACAUAACCAUACCAUGGUGGAGGUGCAACAUAAGCCAUUCAUGACUAUAAAUCAAAAGUUGACUGAAGUGCAUGAGAAAUUCAUUCUUGAUUGUUCAAGGGCUAAUAUCGGCCCCACGUUGACUUUCAAAUUCCUGAAAGAGGUAUUGGGAGGCUACCAAAUGGUGGGGUGCACCGUUGGGGAUAUACGUAAUGCAUCUCGAGACAUUAAAGCUUACGCUCAAGGUUAUGAUGUUCAGAUGGUGUUGGACGAGAUGCGUAGGAAGAAGGAACUAUCUGAUGCAUUUACAUAUCACUAUGAAGUUAAUAGUGAAAAUCAGUUGGAUAAUCGUGGGAGACAUGUUACAUUCGUUGCUGGUCUAGUUUCGAAUGAGAAGACAAGUGCAUUUGCUUGGUUGUUUAAACAUUUUAUUGAGUGCAUGGGUGUUGCACCCAAAAUGAUGGUCACAGACCAAGAUUUGGGCAUGCGGUCAGCUAUUGAGGAAAUUCUUGUUGGCACUAGACAUUGGUGGUGCAUGUGGCAUAUAAUGCACACGCUUUCGGUCAAAGCUCCGAAGAGGAGAUGA